This is a messenger RNA of Plasmodium vivax (malaria parasite P. vivax), 1044 nucleotides long. RefSeq lists its product as hypothetical. Gene Ontology annotation, biological process: RNA processing. Lineage: Eukaryota; Apicomplexa; Aconoidasida; Haemosporida; Plasmodiidae. The transcript has 5 exons. Bases 1 to 1044 code for a protein of 347 amino acids. The record is from RefSeq and is a predicted model, not a curated record.
AUGGAUAAUCGAAAGUACAUUGACAAUGAACUGACGGGGGAUUGGAUAUGCUCGGAUGGAAACUGCGCGAUGGUGAAUUCGGCUCAAAGGACGCACUGCCACGGAUGCAACAGAGUCAGACCCAAAAGCACAAUGAAGAAAAACCCCAAGCAGGUGCUCUUCAAAGCGAACGACUGGAAGUGUGACGACUGCGACAACAUCAAUUGGGCCAAGAGAGAAAAGUGCAACAUGUGCAGCAAGGCCAAGUUCCCAAAAAAGGGAAACGACCCCAAGUCAAAUAAGGAGGUGCGGACUGGCAAAGGUGGAGGCCACUACGACAUUCAGGGAAGCAACGAGAAGAGGGUCCAUGACUCGGACGACGAAGAGUAUGAUGAGUUUGGUCGGAAGAAGAAGAGGAAGAUAGUGGAUAAGGAUGCCAAAAAGGACAAGGAUUGGGGAGACAAUGACACGAGCAGGGACGCAAGCGGCUACAGCAACAACAGAGAGCCCUUCUGCAAAAAGGACCCGUACGGAAGUAGACACUUUAAUCACUCCCGGUCGAGGAGCUUCACGUCAAAUAAUUACCAACAGGGCGGCGGUAGAGGUAGAGGGGGAGGCGGCUACUACAAGAAUUACUACGACCGGGGGAGGCAGGACGGGGGGUACAACGCCGGUCGGUACGAUGGAGGGGGCAGAUACGACGGAGGAGGUAGGCACGAUGGAGGAGGCAGGCACGACGGAGGAGGUAGGCACGAUGGAGGAGGCAGGCACGAUGGAGGAGGCAGGCACGAUGGAGGUGGCAGAUAUUAUGGCCAAAACAGACAUGAUGACCGAAACAGACAUGAUGACCGAAGCAGAUACGAUGACCGAAGCAGGUACGAUGACCGAAGCAGGUACGAUGGAAGUAGCAGGCAUGAUGACAACCGGCAUGAUGACGGCAGCGCGCACGAGCGAAAGCCGAACUACAGCAGUGAUAGGCGGCACCCAGACAGGGCGGGCAGCUCCGGCGAGGCGGAGAAUGACAGGCGAGCCGAUGACGACCGAAGGAGGUAUAGAAGGGAUUAA